UCUUAAAGCUUCUAUAUUGACACUUAGAAAAAUGUCUUCUAUUAAGGUCAGCACCCUCUGCAUGGUGGCUCUCCUCCUCUUCUUCUUCACCAUAACCAGUACUGCAGGCCGGCCGGAGCCUGAAUUCGCUGAUAUUACGCCAAUGAAAACCCAACAGCAUGAGAAGAAUAUAGAUGUGGAGAAAGUAGAUAUAGAAGAGAGUUGUGAAGGAAUUGGAGAAGAGGAUUGCCUGAUGAGAAGAACACUUGCAGCUCACAUUGAUUACAUCUACACCCAGAAACACAAGCCAUAAAAAUCUUAUAAUAUAUAUAUACAUAUACAUAUAUAUAUAGAUAUCUAUUCAUACAUAUAAAUGCUAUCCUUAGCAUAUCUUAUUAUCUUAUGUUGCUUUCUUUUUUGUAGUUAAUUAUAUUUUCUCUGAUUUUGUAAGAGAUAUAUCCUACUAUUAAUUAUUUCCUCUUAAUUUCUUGUAGAACAUAUACACAUAUGUGUGUGUGUGUGUUCUGGGUGGAUUUUUAGACACAAUUUAUUUGUAUAUGUGUCCUAUAGAUUUAAUUAAUAAAGGUUUGAUUUGGAGUUUGA
Messenger RNA from Tripterygium wilfordii, 582 nucleotides. Its product is annotated as phytosulfokines-like. Lineage: Eukaryota; Viridiplantae; Streptophyta; Magnoliopsida; Celastrales; Celastraceae. Gene Ontology annotation, biological process: cell population proliferation. Gene Ontology annotation, molecular function: growth factor activity. The record is from RefSeq and is a predicted model, not a curated record. The transcript has 2 exons. Bases 32 to 292 code for a protein of 86 amino acids. Gene Ontology annotation, cellular component: extracellular region.